Messenger RNA from Electrophorus electricus (electric eel), 3682 nucleotides. It is a transcript of the gene man2c1, whose product is annotated as mannosidase, alpha, class 2C, member 1. Gene Ontology annotation, molecular function: alpha-mannosidase activity; carbohydrate binding. The record is from RefSeq and is a predicted model, not a curated record. Gene Ontology annotation, biological process: oligosaccharide catabolic process; mannose metabolic process. NCBI's taxonomy places the organism in Eukaryota, Metazoa, Chordata, Actinopteri, Gymnotiformes, Gymnotidae.
AAUGAGAGGUGAACUGACAACAUCAUAACAUCCCAGUUUACCAUUACUUUCAAUGCCCAUGGACCCCCUGACCUACACCUUUACCAAAGAUGAGAAGUACUUAAUAAAAUGCCUGACUGCACAGGUUUUCAUCCUAGCCUUAAAUAUUGAGACUGUGUCUGAACCUCGAACAUUUACAGGAAGGUUACUCUAUAGUAGAUUUUCUAAUUCUUGGUACUAGUAAAGAGCCAUAAUAUAUGUUGCUAACUGUCUGAACCUAAGAAUUCAAGAGUACUUACAUGCAACAUCCACUUCACCUAGAAAAUCAUGUGCAAGAGCGACAUCUAGAGCUGACCUCUAUGUUCUCACUAGUUCGAGCAUGCGUUUCACUUCCGGGCAUAAGUGCAACAAAGCGACUGGUAAUUCAUGUUAAUGAGUUUUUUAUUUUAAAUCAUGUAUCAUCCACCGGUGCUGAAGAACAGGAGGACUCUUUUGGAACGUUCAGAAAAGUUUAUCUCUGACACAUAUUUCACCGACUGCAAUCUCAGAGGAAGGCUUUAUGGCGAUACUCAUCAGCUCACGUCUCUCUCAGUAUCUCAGACUGCAAAGCGUAUCUCAUACUCCGAGGCUGUCCAGCAAAACUUUCAGCCGUGCAAAGUUGGUGACGCAUUCGGAUCCACGUGGUGGACAUGCUGGUUCAAAGUUGUCCUGAAGAUUCCAGAGGCUUGGAGAGGGAAGGAGGUUCAUCUGAGAUGGGAGAGCGAUGGGGAGGGAAUGUUGUGGCGGGAUGAGCAACCUGUCCAGGGUUUAACAAAAGAAGGUGAAAAGACCAGUUACAUUCUGUCAGAGUGUUUAAAACAGAAUGAACCUCACAGCAUCACUCUGUAUGUGGAAUUGGCGUGUAAUGGAUUGUUUGGAGCUGGUCAGGGUUCCUUUAUAGCUGCCCCUGACCCAAACAGGAAGUAUACUCUUCAGAAGGCCGAGCUUGUUGUUUUUAAUCGUGAUGUGCAGGAGCUUCUAACUGACUUUGAGAUGCUAGUGGACAUUGUGAAGAUGUUGGGUGAGGAAGACCAGCGUGGAUAUCAGGCUUUGUUUACAGCCAAUGAGAUGGUGAAUUUGUGUGACCCAACCGAUCCCGAUUCUUUCUCUUCUGCCCGGAGCUUAGCCCAGAAGUUCUUUAGCCAGAGGAAUGGGCAAAGCCAGCACAUUGUGCAUGCCAUGGGCCACUGUCACAUUGACUCAGCCUGGUUAUGGCCAUAUGAAGAGACUAUCAGGAAGUGUGCACGCAGCUGGGUCACAGUAGUACGCUUGAUGGAGAAGAACCCUGAGUUCAUUUUUACCUGUUCUCAGGCACAACAGUUUCAGUGGGUAAAGAACUGGUAUCCAGGGCUGUUUUCUCGGAUCCAAUACUUUGUGCAGAAAGGGCAGUUCAUUCCAGUUGGAGGCACUUGGGUGGAGAUGGAUGGCAAUUUACCUUCUGGAGAGUCUAUGGUUAGGCAGUUUCUAGAGGGACAGAACUUCUUCAAGGCAGAGUUUGGACAGUACUGCAAAGAGUUCUGGUUACCAGACACCUUUGGCUAUUCAGCGCAGCUUCCUCAGAUAAUGCAGGGUGCUGGAAUUGAUCGCUUUCUCACUCAAAAAUUAAGCUGGAAUCUUGUCAACACAUUUCCACACAAUACUUUCUUUUGGGAGGGUAUCGAUGGCUCCCAGGUGCUGACUCACUUCCCACCUGGAAAUUCGUAUGAGAUGAAAGGGAAAAUUGAGGACCUAAUUAAAACUGUAAAGCACAACAAGGACAAGGGACGUGCAAAUCACAGUGCCGUGCUGUUUGGGUUUGGGGAUGGAGGUGGUGGUCCCACCCAGCUCAUGCUGGACCGCCUGCAGCGUGUGCAGGAUUCAGAUGGUCUGCCAAGGGUAAAUAUGUCCACCCCGGAUCGGCUGUUCUCUGAACUCCAGGCUGAGUCUGGACUCCUGUGUACUUGGUCUGGUGAACUUUUCCUUGAGCUGCACAAUGGCACUUACACUACACAAGCAAAGAUAAAGCUUGGGAAUCGUCGUUGUGAGGCCCUGCUCCAUGACGUCGAAGUGGGCAGCUGUUUGGCCCUGAGCCAAAAUGUUGGCUUUUCCUACCCAACAAAACAGCUGCAGGAAUUAUGGAGGCUUCUCCUGCUCAACCAGUUCCAUGAUGUAAUUCCUGGCAGUUGCAUUGAGAUGGUGGUGGAAGAUGCAUUAGAAUAUUAUAAGGAGAUUCAGAAGACUGGCUCCAGAUUACUGCUUUCUGCAUGUCAUGCACUGAGAUCAACUCCUUGGAUGGAAGUUGGCUCCGGCACUGCAGUUCUUAACACACUAUCCUGGGACCGCACUGAAGUCAUAGCAUUGUCAGAAGAGGGAGCUCAGUCAAGGCUAGCCUUGGUCAAAGUCCCCUGUGUGGGUGUAGCUUCGCUCACAGAUUUGGCUGGAUCUGUAUCUAAAGUGACUGUAACAGUGCAGGCUGAUGGUACUGUGCGAAUGGAGAAUGGCCUUUUACAAGCUGUCUUGGACAGAAUGGGGCACUUGGUGUCCCUGCUUCUAGUGCAGACAAACAGGGAGGCCAUUUCUGAUGGUUGUUUUGGAAACCAGUUUGUGUUGUUUGAUGAUGUUCCCUUAUACUGGGAUGCAUGGGAUGUGAUGGACUACCAUCUUCAGACCAGGAAGCCAGUAGUGGAUGUGAUAAAGCCUGUUCAAGUGUUGAGCUCUGGAGGGCUGCGGGGCAGUGUCACCUUCUCCUUGCGCAUCAGUGCAAAGAGCAGCAUCACACAAGAGGUCAUACUGGAUGCCAACUGCCCCUACAUCAAGUUCAGUACACAAGUGGACUGGGCAGAGGCUCAUAAGUUUCUGAAGGUGGAGUUUCCAGUACAAGUGCGCAGUUCCAAUGCCACCUAUGAGAUCCAGUUUGGUCACCUGCAGAGACCGACACACAGAAACACAUCUUGGGACUGGGUGCGCUUUGAGGUGUGGGGCCAUAAAUGGGCUGAUGUCUCAGAACAUGGCUUUGGUGUGGCUCUUCUCAAUGACUGCAAAUAUGGCUACUCUGUUCAUCAGAAUAUCAUGACCUUGUCCUUACUACGAGCGCCAAAAGCACCUGAUGCCAAUGCAGAUAUGGGACAUCAUGAAUUCACAUAUGCAGUGAUGCCACAUGCAGGCUCAUUCCAGGAAGCCUCAGUCAUCCAGCAUGCAUACAACCUCAACUUCCCACUGCGCCUAAUUCCUGACAUGAACAACAUUCGUCCUUGGAGCAUGUUCACUGUGAGCUCAGCAGCAGUCAUUCUGGAGACCAUAAAACAGGCAGAAGGAAAAAACAAUUCCCUUGUCGUUCGUCUAUUUGAGUCACAUGGAAGCAGCGUCCUUGCAGUGCUGUCCACUCCCUUUCCAGUGAAAGAGGCUUGGCAUUGUGACCUAUUGGAGCAGCCCAAUUACAGUCGUCCUGCUGAAGUCAACGAUUCGAAGGUCUCCCUCACUUUUAGACCCUUUCAAAUCAUCUCACUCCUUUUACGGAUAUUUUAAGCCAAAUCAAAUGGCAGAUGCUGGGUGGUUGUAUUCUUAAAUUGUUAUAAUUAGCCUUUUAUUAUCAACCUUGAUAUUAACAUUUUUAAUGCCAUUUAAAAGUUUAUUUUAUAAUGUAAUUUUUUUUUGGUAAUUUCUGUAAAUUGAGAAAAUUAAAGUU